This is a messenger RNA of Phalacrocorax carbo (great cormorant), 6727 nucleotides long. Lineage: Eukaryota; Metazoa; Chordata; Aves; Suliformes; Phalacrocoracidae. The record is from RefSeq and is a predicted model, not a curated record.
GCGUGCGCGGCGCUCGGCGGCUGCGCCCGCGGCGGCCUGGCGGGGCGGGAGGUGCGGCCCCGGGCGAUGGCGGCGGGCGUGCGGGUGCUCCCCGCCUCCCCUAACUGGUACAGCAGCCGCUGUAGCGACGCUAGCAGCGAUGGCCGCCUCUUCGGCUUCGCGGCGAGGUACCGCGUCUGCCUGCUGGAUGUCGGUGCUGCGGCCGCCGCACCCGCCUUUUACGGAGAGCUCAUCGGACACACGGACAGGAUCUCCGGGUUCGCGUUUUGCCACUGCCCCGGGCAGAGCAACCUCUGCGCCAGCAGCUCCGACGACGGUAGCAUCAAAAUCUGGGACACGGAGGCCCUGGCGGCGGUGGGGGAGUACAGCCUGCACCAGAACGCGAUCUCGGCAUUGCACUGGUCACCUCUUGUGAAAGAUCUGAUUGUAUCUGGUGAUGAAAAAGGUGUAAUUGUUUGUUACUGGCACAAUAGAAGUGACAGCCAGCAGUUCUUCCCAGAGCCUCGGACAAUUUUUUGUCUCACUUGUUCUCCUCAUCAUGAAAACCUGGUGGCGAUUGGCUACAAGGAUGGCAUGGUGGUUAUAAUUGAUAUCAGCAGGAAAAGAGAAGUAAUUCAUCGGCUAAGAGGCCAUGAUGAUGAAAUACAUUGUCUGGCCUGGUGCCCUGUGCUUGGUGAAGAAAGGUUACUUGCUUGGCAAGAUGAGCUCCAAGUUCCUUCAGAGGACAGCAAAGUUCCAAAUGGGGAGCUGACGCAGGACACAACAACGAAAAAAGGUUGUUACUUGGCUUCAGGAAGCAAAGAUCAGACCAUACGAAUAUGGAGCUGUACUAGAGGCAGAAGUAUAACGACUUUGAAGUUGCCACCCACGAAGAGAAGAGGUGGAGCCAUUGAUCCUGCUGUUAAAGAGCGCAUUUGGCUGACUGUUCACUGGCCUUCUGGUCGUUCCACAGAAAUUCUAUCCAGCUGUUUUGGAGGAGAACUGCUACUCUGGGAUUUGACCCAAUCUGGAAAACGCAAGUGGACACUUCUAGGAUCUUCAGAGGGACAAAAUCACUCCCGUAUUGUCUUCAAUCUCUGUUCUGUGAAGCGACAAGACAAGGAGCUCCUUUUUUCCAUUUCAAUGGACAGAGAUGUGAAGUGCUGGGACCUCUCAACUCUCAACUGUAGCUGGACUUUGCCCUCGCUUGGGGGGUUUGUCUAUAGUCUUGCCUUCUCCCCUGUGGACACAGGCUGUCUUGCCAUCGGUGUUGGAGACAGCAUGAUCCGGGUGUGGAAUACUUUAUCCAUGAACAAUAUUUAUGAUGUUAAAACCUUCUGGCAAAGCAUAAAGUCCAAGGUUACAGCAUUAUCUUGGCAUCCAACUAAGGAAGGCUGCUUGGCUUUUGGAACAGAUGAUGGAAAAGUUGGCAUAUUGGACACCUUCUCCAGCAGUGCUAAGAAUAAACCACCUCAGAUCUCCAGUACUUACCACAAGAAGACUGUAUACGCACUAGCCUGGGGGCCGCCAACUCCUCCUUUGUCUUCUGGUGAGUCUUCCAGCACCUUGUGACAAAGUGAACAGCCCUCUGUAACUUUAUAUAGUUGUGCUGGAGAAGGCAUUGUUUUUCAACACAACCCCUGGAACCUUAAUGGAGAGGCAAAUGACAUCAACAAAGUCAUCCGAGACACUAAUUCAAUCAAACACAAACUGCCUGCGCGUACAGAGGUCAGCUGGAAACCAGAUGGCAAACUCUUGGCUCUUGGCAAUGAAGAUGGCUCAAUUGAAAUAUUUCAGGCACCAAACUUGAAGUUACUCUGCACUAUCCAGCAACAUCAUAAACUGAUUAACGCUAUUCGUUGGCAUCAUGAGCAUGGGAGCCAGCCAGAGCUGAGCUACUUGAUAGCUUCAGGCUCAAUCAAUGCCACUAUUUAUGUACAUAAUCUGAAGAGUGUUGCAGAAAGCACUUCAGAAAGUCCUUUGAUAAUAACAGAGCCUUUUCGAACUCUGGCUGGACACACAGCUAAAAUCACAAGUCUUUCCUGGAGUCCCCACCAUGAGGGGAGAUUGGUAUCUGCUUGCUACGAUGGCACUGCACAGGUAUGGGAUGUUAUGAAGGAAGAGCCACUUUGCAACUACCGAGGGCACCAGGGCCGGCUGCUCAGUGUCCAGUGGUCACCAGUGGAUUCAGAUUCCGUUUAUACAGGAGCAGAUGAUUUUUCUGUUCACAAAUGGCAAAUCUCAAAGCAGGAGCAUACACGGCCUCCUCAGGGCAAAAAGAGUAUAGAAUUAGAGAAAAAAAGAAGUAUGCAACCAAAAGUCAAAACGAAGAAGAAGAAAAAGCCUAUAGGAAAGAGUCCAACCAAGCAGGAUCUAAGUGAUGCCGUGAAUGGAGAUGAAAGCGCGAAGGAAAUGUUACUAGAGGAAAAUGGAGUGUCAGACCAUGAAGGAGAAAAAGAAGCUCAGGAGGCAGAGCUUUCUGAUAAAGUCUCCGUGACUGUGUCCAAGGAUACAUCAUCAUCUGCGUAUAAUUUUUCUUCACUCAGCUUGCCAAAGCCUUUUGUGAUCCAGAAAGCCAUUCCUGUGAAAAAGGAUCCAGCUAAAGAGAAACCAACUCUUGAUGCCUCUCUGAAGAAGAGGAAGCCGCGUUCUAUUCUACCCUUCAGCACAUUCAUGGAUCACAGAUCAAAAGAUGAAUUGCAUCAGGACUGCUUGAGGCUGGCUACACAUCUGAAAACCAAAGAUAAUAAUGAAGAUGUGUCCCCUGACCUCAAGGACUGCAUCCACUUGGGGCUGUUCACAGACAGGGCUUCUCUGCACAAGAUGAUUGAUGUGGAAGGAAAACAUCACCUGGAGAAUGGGCAUCCAGAGCUCUUUCAGCAGCUCAUGUUGUGGAAAGGAGAUAUGAAGGGUGUCCUCCAGGCAGCUGCUGAGAGGGGAGAGCUAACAGACCAGCUGGUAGCAAUCUCACCCAUGGUUGGAUAUCAGGCCUGGGUUUGGACAGUAGAAGCCUUUGUGAAGCAGCUGUGUUUUCAGGAGCAGUAUGUCAAGGCUGCCUCCCAUCUGCUGUCCAUCCAUAAAGUAUAUGAGGCUGUUGAACUCCUGAAAGUGAACCAUUUUUACAGGGAAGCAAUUGUAAUUGCUAAGGCCAGGUUGCGUCCAGAAGAUCCAAUUCUGAAGGAUCUCUACACCAGUUGGGCAGCUCUGUUAGAGAAAGAUGGUCAUUAUUCCAUGGCUGCCAAAUGUUAUUUGGGGGCUUCCUCACCCUAUGAUGCAGUUAAGGUGUUGUCAAGAAAGGGGGACGUGACAUCCCUUAAGACUGCUGCUGAGGUUGCACAGAUAUCUGGAGAGGAGGAGUUGUCAGCAUCCUUGUCGUUCAGAUGUGCCCAAGACCUGCUGUUAUCCAGGAACUGGGUGGGAGCUCAGGAAGUCCUUCAGCAACAUAAAACUCUAUUUGGACAAAGGCUUGUUUUCUGCCUUAACGAACUGCUUUGCAAGUGCCUUAGUGAAAGAAAUCCCUGUGACCGAAAGAGCCCCGUGCCUCCCUGUUAUCACAGCUGGGAACUGAACAGAGAGGCCUCAUUUUUUGACAUGGUGAUAGAAGUGUGGCAGAAUGUAUUGGGCAUGGACACCACCGAACAAGCCAUGUGUGCACGGGAGCAGCUGCGCAGUAUUGAGCAUCCUGUUUCUACAAGCAACACACACCCAAAGCAGGUGCUUUUCCAUAUCUCCCAUGACCUGACCCUUGCAGCCCUGAGCUAUCAGACUGCUAUGUGGGAUGAGGCAGUGAAAAGUAUUCUCGGAGCUGUGACCCGCAGUUACGAUGCUGGUAAUUUCACUCUGAUGCAAGAGAUCUGCAGUAUCGUCCUCCCUGAAGGCUGUGAUAACCUGAGACGCAAACUGGACAGCACAAAUUCUCAGAGCAUGGACGCUUGCAGAAGUUUAGAGGGCUUUGUGGCUUACAGACUCCUGUAUGACCUGUGGUGGAACCCACCCAAAGGCUCCCUUGUCUCGCAGAAGGCUGAUUUGGAUCCCGUGCUGUGUCCCAGUGAGCAGACAGCUCUUGAGAAGAGUUAUGUUUCAGGUCAGUCCUCUGAAGAAACUCCUGAUCAAACUGCAGCUGAGAUGGAUGAAAACCUCCGCAAUACAACUGCAGUUCGUGUGUGUGAGACAGAAAGUGACUCAAGAACUAGCUCAGGCAAUUCGGUAGACAGACCGUCAAAACUGGACGGCUGCAAAGUGCUUCUUUCCGAAGAGAUCGCUGCUUUACAGAACACCCAGAGAGAUAUAGCUGAGGUCCAGCAGACUUUAGCAGAUAUGAUCCGCCAACAUCAGCAGCAGAGGAACAGUCUUCAGGAAAACACAAAUGGAAGCACCCACGAGAGCAACCUGCAGCAGAGUUCAGAGGCUGAAUCAGACAAACCAUGCUCUGACAGCAGCCAGAUGAAUUGUGAAGUAAAGGAACCAAUUACACUCCCUGAACUAACAAAGCAGCUUCUAAAAGCAAAGCAGAAACUAGCAGAAUUUCCAGACAAUUUGAAGGUGUUCCCGUUCCCCGACGUGCUGGAGUGCUGCCUCGUGCUCCUUCACGUUGGAUCCCAGUGCCCUCCCGAACUAUGCGAACAGGCACUGGAUCUCCUUAGGAAACAUGGCAGCGCUAAUACUUACAAAAAGGCUGGCAGGAGGUUCCUGACAUGACAUUUUGAGACCAAACUGUCUCCCUUGAACUGCCUACAGCUACUUAACACCAAGGCUGUUCUUUCUUCAAGUGAAGGCGCUUGUUUUGAUAGCCGUGGUUAUUUUGGAUAAAACUACAAAAAAUCAGGUUUAUUUACAGAUUCAGUCGUGGUCAUUAACUAGUACUAUUUAAGGAGAUUGUGUGAGAAAACUGAAAAGCAGUAGGUUGUAGGCUUGAACUGUAUACAGGAUUUUUGUACAGUCUUUUUAUUUGUUGGAAGUUAUCCUAAUGAAAGCUCUUGCUAUUUACAUGCAAGAGAAACAGUUUUGAGCAGCUCUGUCAGCCUUUCAGCAGAGGAGGAAUAGUAGCUGCCCUCAGGAAAAACAACAGUUUCUGCAAGCACACUGACCCUUAAGUCAGUAGUGUUCUUAAAAGCAUUCUGAGUUUAUUUUCUUUUUAAAUAAAGCCUUCUACCACCAUGAAUUGGCUUUUAAUUUGAUGGCUGGAAAUCAGUACCAAUCAAGGCCUAAUGCAUUAAACAUCAGCCUCUGCUUUUGUUUUUGUUAAAGUGCUACAUAAAAUCAAACUCGGCACACACUUGUUUUAUCUGAUAUGACUUAGCUUUGUGGGGUGAAGCCACCUGUACAACAUAAAAAAGGGGGGGGCAGGACCUUUUAUAGUUGUUUCCAGCACAACUGGCAGGAGAUAAGGGAUUUCUGCAGGUCAAGAAAGUCCCUGCUUUUGCCAGCAGCCAUGGCUGAACAAACUGCUUCUUUGCUACAGUGAUGGCAGAGUUGAGGCACUAUCACGUUCUCUAGAAAAGCUGCUAUUCUAGAAGUGCCAAAACCAACCCUAGAUUCUGGAUUCUCGAACAUGCAAUGGUCUGACCAGUCUUAAAGUUUACCUGAAGGUUUUGCCUGUCUUGUUAGAAAAACUAACUCUUCCUAAGAAAAGAACAAGGCUGCAAAAGCCUUACUAAACAUAGCAUCUAUCUUAGUAAUUUCUAGAGGCAAGUUUUAAAUGCAACAGAAAAGUUCAUGGUAGGAUGGGGGGUCACAAAUUUAGAAACUUUCUAAGUACAAUAAAGACUACUUAAAGAGCAGGACAGAUGGAUUUUUUUUAGAUCAAGAGCUGUUCUAGAUUCUUCCAGCCAAAAUGCAGACUUGAUACCGAUAAGAUUUCCUGCUCCAAAAAGUAAAGCCUCCAAACAACUUGAAGAGCAGUAGGUGGAAGCCAGGGGUUAUACUAAAAGAAGAUCAUGCUGCAGAUGUGGUCAUCUGGUAAACUGUUGCCAUGAACUUGAAUUUGCUAAAUUUUGUACAAAACGCUUGAAAACCAGGAGGGGGAGCUAGUGCUUAAACAAACAGCCCUCCUACGUUUUAAGCAAGAACCCGUGGAGUUUAAAUGGAGCAGGAAAACCUCACAUAGGACAGAUGAGCAAAACGGAUUUGUUGCUUUAUGUGGCUAUGCUGCACUGAAAGAAUAUUCCACAAUGCUGCCAGUUGUGCUGAGACAAGCAGAAAGAGAAUACAAGUCCUCAAACAGAUCUUAAGCUCAACUUUCAUCAGCUACUGUAAACUAAGCUCAAAAGCAGAUUUUACUAAGAACUACCCCAGUAGCACAUCGUAAAUGGUAAAAGAAGAAAGUAACUUGAGCAUUUUUGAGCAUGUAUUGCUCGAAUACAGAUUCUAAAGCCUGAACUUUGGGAAUUUUAGUGCUUGAUGGAAAAUUCAAAACAAGGCCUGGUUUAAAAAAAUUUAUUUUACAAAAAUUAAAAACAAGUAGUAUUUACAAGCAUUUUAAAUACCAGCUCUAAACCUCAACUCCUAAUAAUGGAUUGGUUACGCUUGUUUAAAAUGCAAGACAAAGUCUUAAAAUUUUAAAAUGCCCAUGUCCAAAAGGGUUGGGGUUUUUUGUUGGGUUUUGGUUUUUUUUUUAAGAAAUGCCAUUAUGGAGCUGUUAGGAAAAAAGAUAUUAUAGAAUAGCUCUUUUUAAAAAAUGUCAGAAUCCCAAGUUGUUCCGUCCUCUAACCACUUUUCAGAUGCUUCUAAUAAAGAGAAAUUGAGCUGU